Sander lucioperca (pikeperch) is the source of this 1007-nucleotide messenger RNA. RefSeq names its product RAD52 motif containing 1 (gene rdm1). The coding region runs from base 103 to 933 and encodes 276 amino acids. Gene Ontology annotation, cellular component: nucleolus. Gene Ontology annotation, molecular function: RNA binding. The record is from RefSeq and is a predicted model, not a curated record. Lineage: Eukaryota; Metazoa; Chordata; Actinopteri; Perciformes; Percidae. The transcript is spliced from 8 exons.
ACUCCCCUCUGCAUUCUCAUUGGUUACUGUAGCAGGUCCCGCCCUGCAGCGGAAGCGCGGUAAAAACAUCCAUGGUGGAGACAGACAACCGGCGACGAUGUGAUGGAGGUGGACGUCCUGGAGUUCAAGGUUCCUGUGGAGAACAACAAGACUCUGUUUGUGUGGAACAUCCAGCCCUCUCACACUGAGGCUCAGAUCUACGCUGAGUUGUAUGCCGUGUUCUCGUCCUUCGGGCCUCUCUACCUGCUGAAGGUGUGUCCCAACGCUCCCCUCAACCCGCCCGGGUUCUAUGCCCUCGUUAAGUUCUACUCCGCUGCUCAGGCUGCUCAGGCCCAGCGACAGACUGACGGACGCCCGCUGCUCCACAGCGCUCCUCUCAAGGUGAGGCUGAGCUCCAAAAAUACUCCUCACUUCCUGGUUGACCGCAGCAGACCGCUGAGCCACGCCUGCUGCCUGGAACUGGCCAAUCACUGCCUGGGAUUCAACGGCUGGACCUCUGACAUCAUCACACUGAAGGAGCUCCCCACUGAAGAAGAGGAGGAAGAGGAGGAAGAGGAGGAGGGUGGAGGCAGGCGGAGGAGUCUUCGGUUCGGCUGUCUGCUGCAGCUUUCCUUCCCUCAUCACGGACAGACGAGCAGAGCAGCAGCCGUGCUGGAGGACAGCUUCACCUGCACAGGUCCAGAUGUUCUGCUUCAAAAACGCUGCAGACUCCAGAGGAUGGUCAGAGAGAAAGCUCUGGUCCAGGCCUUUACUGCAGUACUACUCAUACUACUAGGUAACGGUAAAGUGAUGGUGGAGCUGAAACAGACCUCAGACCAGUUUCUACCAGAGGAGACUGAAGGAGUCCUCCAGGUGAACGAGGUUUCCUGGAGUGAGAUUGCUCCUGAUGAAGACGAGGCUGAUGAUGAAGAGUGGGAACUGACUGUCUCAUAGACACCCAGAGGAUUCUCUUUGAUAUCUUCCUAUUAAUGUUUGAUUUAUUCAAUAAAAUGAGUAUUAUUAAUAAC